CCACCGUUCUUGUGUCGCCCAACGAACCCCGGGGGCUGACUAAUGCCAACGGGAGCCCCUCCAAGAAAAAAAUUGCCCCGCCGCGGCGAUAGUGGAAAGUAAAGGAACGUUCCCGCGGUUGCUGGCUAAAUUUUUCCUCCCUUUUUUCUAUCUUGUAUCCUUCAGGGCGUCAAGCACUCGUUCUUACUACACUUACGCACCCGUACACAUAGCCCCACCGCCCAAUAUGUCUGCAGAAGGCGAUAACACGACUCAGGCCGAGUCGCAAUUCCAGAAGCCCGGUGAUUUGGUGGAGCGCAAUGAGGACACCGGUGUUAUGCAGGUGGAGAGCAUGUGCAUGAACUGCCACGACAAUGGUGUUACCAGACUCUUGCUCCUCCGUGUGCCCUUCUUCCGUGACAUUAUCCUUGAGUCGUUCGAAUGCGAGCACUGCCACUUCAAGAACAACUCCAUCAAGUCUGCCGGUCAGAUCCAAGAGAAGGGAGCCAAAUACACCCUCGAUGUCGAGAACGAGACCGACAUGCAGCGCCAAGUGAUCCGGAGUGACACCUCGACCUUCAAGGUCGAAACCUUGGGUAUCGAAAUGCCCAAGGGCGACGGCCAGCUGACUACCGUCGAGGGUGUCAUCCAAACUAUCUACGAGUCGCUCUCCAGUGAGCAACCCCUGCGCAAGGAACAGGCCCCCGAACUCCACAAUGCUCUUGUUCCCAUCAUCGAUAAGCUCCAGAAGAUCAUGGACCGUGACGGAUACCCUUUCACGAUCUCCCUCGACGACCCCACCGGUAACUCAUGGAUUGCGCCCACCACCCAGGACUCGGGCAACAAGUACAAGCGUCGCGACUACCCUCGUACCCACGAGCAGAACGAAGAGCUUGGAAUCGCCGGCGACCCUAACGCUGUGCAGAACGAAGGUGUCGCCGAAGCUGAACCGGAAGAUGAUGAAAUCGUCUCCGGAAAGGUCUACAGUCUCCCUGCUGAGUGCCCAGGCUGCUCCAAGGAUUGCUUCGUCAACAUGAAGAAGGUCGAUAUUCCCUACUUCAAGGAGGUCUUCGUCUGGGCCACGGCUUGUGAGCAUUGUGGAUACCGCACCAGUGAGGUGAAGACUGGUGGUGAGGUGCCCGAAAAGGGCAAGCGGAUUACCCUCAGCAUCGAGAACGAGGUCGACCUUUCCCGUGAUAUUCUCAAGUCCGACACCUGCGCGCUUCACAGUGAGGAGCUCGAGGUUACCGUGCAGCCUGGUACCCUUGGCGGACGUUUCACCACUGUUGAAGGUCUUCUGACUGAGAUCCGUGACCAGCUGCACGGCCAGAUCUUCGACGUUGAUGAUACGACCGGUGCUGGAGGAGACAGUAUGGCCUCCUCCGACAAGGAGAAGUGGGAACGCUUCUUCAAGCGUCUCGACGCUGCUAUUAGCGGCGAGAUGAAGUUCGUCAUCACUCUCGAGGAUCCCAUGGCCAACAGCUACGUCCAGGACCUGUGUGCUCCUGCCGCUGACCCCCAGAUCAAGACGGAGGAAUACACCCGCACUGACGAGGAGGAAGAGGAGCUCGGCCUCAAGGACAUGAAGGUUGAGGGAUACGAGGAGGAUGAGAAGAAGGACGACAAGCCCGCCGAAGGUGCCGCCGAACAGAAGUCAUGAGCUGUAUACCCAUAGACCUUGUUCUUCUUCGAUUGAUGACCUUGUCUCUUACGAUGUGCAUGAACUUCUCUUGGCCCUUCGUAUAUGCAUUGCGGUGAUGUUUUGGCCAACCAUGAUCGUUUUUUUUUCUCUCUUUCGCUUCUAGAUAUCCGGUGCACGUGGGCAUUGUCAUAUGGUGUGGUUGGGGGUUUCUUAUAAUUGGUUUCCCAAAUUUUGGGUCAUAUUCAUGGGAUGUGCAGAAAAGUUUCAAUGACGAUGUAUUCCUCUAGAGUGGGAUAAUAUACGAACCAUUUAUAGAUCACGAUCUUCUCAUACCCUGCGAACUGGUAUCUCUAAAAGAAUCCCCAUCCCCGGGAUUGCACUUUCGGAAUCCCAAUACCUCAAGAUAGCUCUCACCUCGUCCAU
This is a messenger RNA of Aspergillus sclerotioniger CBS 115572, 2044 nucleotides long. It is a transcript of the gene zpr1, whose product is annotated as zinc finger-containing protein ZPR1. The transcript is spliced from 2 exons. Gene Ontology annotation, cellular component: nucleus; cytoplasm. The record is from RefSeq and is a predicted model, not a curated record. The coding region runs from base 227 to 1639 and encodes 470 amino acids. Gene Ontology annotation, molecular function: zinc ion binding. NCBI's taxonomy places the organism in Eukaryota, Fungi, Ascomycota, Eurotiomycetes, Eurotiales, Aspergillaceae.